CAAAUCCAUUAGCCUCCACAACCUCCAUAACUAUUUUCUCUCUAUCAGUUUCUCUGUAUACUGCUUCUUCUCUUUUUAGAGUAGAAAAAUCGCAGGCCUAGAGUUGUACUAGUUUCGCCUUUUUGUGUUCUGAAUCACUGUAAAGUGUGUGAGGUUUCGGCUAUCGCAUCAACAACAGUCAAUAGCAACUACUUUCUUUUUUUUUUCGUUUUCGGUUUUCCCAAUUGUUAUGGUGUAUGGACCACUAGUACUGCAAAAAGUUGUUUUCUGUGAAAGCAAUUUCUGGAAGGAAAAUCAAGCAUAGUGUGUUUGUUGUACAGCACUACUGUAGUUACUAGUAAAAAACCACUGUAUCACAUAGAGAGCGUGAAAAAUUAACCAAAAAAAUGCUUGAAACGGUGAAGUACUUGCUUGGUUCCGCCGGAGCUAGCGGUUACGGUUCAAAAUCCACUGCCGAGAACGUCACCGAACAGUCUCCUGAUCUUCGGUCGGUCACCGCUAUUAUCACUGGUGCGACGUCAGGAAUUGGAGCGGAGACGGCGAGAGUUCUGGCAAAACGUGGUGUUAAGCUGAUUUUACCGGCGCGUAGUGUAAAAGCGGCAGAGGAAACAAAAACUCGAAUCCUAUCUGAAGUGCCGGAGGCGGAGAUCAUCGUUAUGGCUCUCGAUCUUAGCUCUCUGAGUUCCGUACGGAAUUUCGUCGCUGAAUUUGAAUAUCUGAAUUUUCCUCUCAAUCUUCUCAUAAACAACGCCGGAAAAUUCGCUCACCAGCAUGCCAUUUCUGAGGAUGGAAUUGAGAUGACAUUUGCUACUAAUCACUUAGGCCAUUUCCUUUUAACAAAGCUUUUACUGAAGAAGAUGAUCGAGACGGCUAAUGAAACGGGCGUUCAAGGAAGAAUAGUGAAUGUAUCCUCAAGCAUCCAUGGCUGGUUUUCCGGCGACUCGAUUCAGUACCUCCGACUGAUCACUAAAGACAAAAGUCAAUACGAUGCGACACGUGCAUAUGCUCUCUCGAAGCUGGCUAAUGUUUUGCACACCAAGGAGCUGGCUCGGGUAUUGAAAAAAACGGGGGCAAAUGUGACAGUCAAUUGUGUUCAUCCUGGAAUUGUAAGAACUAGACUCACUAGAGAACGAGAAGGCCUCGUCACUGAUCUGGUAUUCUUUUUGACCUCAAAACUCUUGAAGACUAUUCCACAGGCAGCUGCAACAACUUGCUAUGUUGCUACUCACCCAAGACUUGCAAAUGUGAGUGGAAAAUAUUUUGCAGACUGUAAUGAAGUUUGUUCUUCAAAGUUGGGUUCCAAUUCAACAGAAGCAGCACGCAUAUGGUCAGCUUCAGAGAUCAUGGUUGCAAAAAAUUCAAAUGCAAAUUUAGAUCCAUUGGAGGCCAGCUUACUCUGACGCUCAAAGCGACUCGUUCCUUGGCUGCGGAGGAUUUAAAACAGGCUAUAAACAGAAAAUAGUUAGUUCUUAUAUGGUGUAGGACUUCUGGCAUAAUGAGGAAGAUAUAAGUAAGUAGUUCAUGUAUAAAGGAAAAGUUUUUGCAGCAACAUAAACAAUAUAUAUAUAUAUAUAAUACACACAAACCUAGCUAGCUAGGAGUAUGUUCAUCUAUAUAGUAAGCUUAGAACUCCUAUUAUAAUAUGUACAUUGGUUUUAUUUGUUCGUUUAGUUUGUUAAUGUUAAAUUUUA
Messenger RNA from Solanum lycopersicum (tomato), 1691 nucleotides. Its product is annotated as NAD(P)-binding Rossmann-fold superfamily protein. NCBI's taxonomy places the organism in Eukaryota, Viridiplantae, Streptophyta, Magnoliopsida, Solanales, Solanaceae. The record is from RefSeq and is marked validated.